Molecule: messenger RNA, 671 nt
Organism: Tinamus guttatus (white-throated tinamou)
Lineage: Eukaryota; Metazoa; Chordata; Aves; Tinamiformes; Tinamidae
Source: RefSeq, a predicted model, not a curated record
UCCUCUGUUCAUGGUAUAGAUGAAACCCUGAUGAUAAAUGUUCUAUGUGGUGUUCUUUCGGGAGUAAUUUCAUCAGCUAUUGCCAACCCUACAGAUGUCUUAAAGAUCAGAAUGCAAGCCCAAGGUAGUAUGAUACGAGGAGGAAUGAUGGGCAACUUUAUACAGAUCUACCAAAACGAAGGCACCAAAGGAUUAUGGAAGGGGGUAUCCCUUACUGCGCAGAGAGCAGCUAUCGUUGUUGGAGUGGAGCUGCCAGUAUAUGACCUCACCAAGAAGCACAUAAUCAUGUCUGGAUUUAUGGGGGACACAGUGUAUACUCACUUCCUCUCGAGUUUUACUUGUGGGCUAGCUGGAGCCAUAGCGUCGAACCCGAUCGAUGUUGUGAGAACGCGCAUGAUGAACCAGAGCUGGCAAAAUGGGGCACACUCCAACUACAAGGGUACUCUGGAUUGCUUGCUACAAACAUGGAAGAAUGAAGGCUUUUUUGCCUUAUACAAAGGAUUUUGGCCAAACUGGCUGAGACUUGGUCCAUGGAAUAUCAUUUUCUUUCUGACAUAUGAACAGCUGAAGAAGUUGGACUUCUGAUGUGUUGAACUGUUACAAAUUCUCAUGCACUAUCUGAAUUUAGAGUAACUUAAAUUGCUCUUGAGUAUCUUCUCUUAGUGCCUGAG